AUGCAAGCUCUCCAGAGGCUUGGCUCUAUGGGGGCAAUCCCAGGAAAUAUCCACAGGGAUUUACAGAGGAAAUAUUUUCACAAAUUAGUUGCACCAGCUCCCUGGAAGAUCACCACCAAUAUGCUGAUGAAGGAGGAUGGUCAAAGGGUGUCAAAAACUACAGAGUGCCAUGUUCUGCUGCCUCACAGUUGGGCGCUAUCCUUGGAAGAGGGUGACCUCUUUGAAAAGGUGAUGUGCAAAGACGAUGACUUGGUUCAGUUUUGGAAGACCCAAAAGCAGAAUCCUCAAAUGUCGAGUGACAUGUGGAGGAGCCUCGACUUCACAAAGCCUUCUCAGCUUCCAGUGCCCUAUGUGUUGCAUGGGGAUGGGGCCCCAUAUACUGAGAUAGACAGCCUCCAGGUCUUGUCUUUGAGGUGCAUGCUAUCAUCCAGGUCUGUGAGUGAAGCCCAAUUGCUGUUGUGCGCAAUCCCCAAGCUGGCUGCAGAAGAGGAAACCUUUCGCAGCAUCAUGUCUACCCUGGCUUGGUCCUUCAAAGCCUUGAGGGAAGGCAGGGCACCCAAAGUCGAUGUGGAUGGAAAAGCAGUGGAUGGGCCUGGUGCCAGGGGGAAAAGGUUUAGGAGAGGGUGGCUGUGGUGCAUCACAGGGGACCUGGAGUGGUAUGCUCAAGAGUUUGGAUUUCCAUUCGCUGCUAGCAACUUUUUGUGCCCCUAUUGCAAAGCAGACCAAAAAAAGAAGGGGACAGAGAACCCAUUUACUGAUUUCAGACCAACUGCAAGCUGGAGACAUACUGUGAGGAGCAAACAGGACAUGGAGAAACUUUAUGGUUCUCAUCCCUUGUUCAAAGGGGUGCCUGGGUUGAGUGUGUGCAGCAUCAAGCUUGACACCUUGCACACCUUGGAUUUGG
Messenger RNA from Durusdinium trenchii, 904 nucleotides. Lineage: Eukaryota; Dinophyceae; Suessiales; Symbiodiniaceae. The record is from the annotation of a GenBank genome assembly.